This is a messenger RNA of Mus caroli (Ryukyu mouse), 744 nucleotides long. The record is from RefSeq and is a predicted model, not a curated record. NCBI's taxonomy places the organism in Eukaryota, Metazoa, Chordata, Mammalia, Rodentia, Muridae.
AUGGCCGCCUCCACCAUGUCUGUCUGCUCUGACGCUCGCACCAACUCCUCCUGGCAGGUGGAUGACUGCCCAGAGAGCUGCUGUGAGCCCUGCUGCUGUGCCCCCAGCUGCUGCCAGCCCAGCUGCUGUGCCCCCAGCUGCUGCCAGCCAAGCUGCUGCCAGCCAAGCUGCUGUGUCCCCAGCUGCUGUGCCCCAGCCCCCUGCCUGACCCUCAUCUGCACCCCUGUGAGCUGUGUGUCCAGCUCCUGCUGCCAAUCUUCCUGCUGCACACCCUCAUGCUGCCAGCAGUCUAGCUGCCAGCCAGCUUGCUGCACCUGCUCCACCUGCCAGCCAUCCUGCUGUGUACCUGUCUGCUGCACACCUGUGUGCUGCAAGCCAGUGUGCUGUGUCUCCAUCUGCUCUGGCUGCCAGCCAGCUUGCUGCACCUCCUCCCCCUGCCAGUCCUCCUGCUGUGUGCCUGUCUGUUGCAAGCCUAGCUGCUGUGAGCCCUGCUGCUGUGCCCCCAGCUGCUGCCAGUCCAGCUGCUGUGUUCCCAGCUGCUGUGCCCCNNNNUGCUGCAAGCCCUGCUCCAGCCUGUCCCUGCUGUGUCGCCCAGUGUGCAGACCUGCCUGCUGUGUGCCCACCUCCUCCUGCUGUGCCUCCUCCUGCCAGCCCAGCUGCUGUGGCCCAACCUCCUCUGUGUCCCUGCUGUGCCGCCCUGCCUGCUCCAGACAGGCCUGCUGUGGACAGAAGUCCAGCUGCUGA